AUGGCGAGCCACCGGUCCCUCUUGCCCGCACCAUUCAUCGCGGCGCUGCUGCUGCUCCUGGCAGCGGCGGUGAUCAGCAGCGAUGCGUCCUUCACCACGCUUGGAGAUAGGAGGGAGGCGCACCUCGAGCCGGCCGACGAAGCCGGCCGCAGGAUUUACAUAGUCUUGCUCGAGCCACCUGCAGCAAGCCAAGACAUGGAUGCCGAUGCUCACAGAGCAUGGCACCAGUCUUACCUACCGUCGAUGACGACGGCCGUCGGCGAGCCUCGGCUGCGGCGGUCAUACCGGACCCUCGUCCACGGCUUUUCUGCGCGGCUGACCGAGGACGAGCUGAAGCAGGUCUCCGCCAAGCCGGGAUUCGUCCGGGCGUUCCCCAACGUCAUCCGGUACCUGGACACCACUCGGACGCCGGCGUUCCUCGGCGUCCAAUUCCCCCAGUCGACUGCAAGAUUCCGGUUUUUGGAUUGGCCCGGCUAUGGAGGCCUCGGGACGAUUAUCGGCAUCAUCGAUGGCGGCAUCGCCAACGCUCAUCCAUCGAUGGACGACGCUGGAUUCGAGGAGUUCAAGGUGCCGGAGCGAUGGAGGGGAUCCUGCCACAACGACAUCAAAUGCAACAAGAAGCUCAUCGGGGCCAGGAAUUUCGUUGGAGUCGGACCACCUUUGGACGUCGCCGACGCCCACGGCACCCAGGUGACGACAAUCGCGGCCGGCAACUUCGUCGCCGGCGCCAACUUCGUCGCCGGCGCCAACUUCAACGGCCUCGCCAGCGGCAUCGCAUCCGGCAUGGCUCCGCAGGCGCACGUCGCCGUCUACAAGGCGUGCGGCGAAACGGGCUGCACUGACGAGUCCCUGCUGUCCGCCAUCGUUGCGGCGGUGCACGACGGGGUAGACGUCAUCUCGCUCUCCGUCGGCGGAAACUCCCAAGCGGCGACGUACGACCACGACCCGAUAGCCGUGGCCUCCUUUGCCGCCAUGCAGGCUGGCAUUCUCGUCGUCGCUACCGCCGGCAACAAUGGCCCAAGUCCUUCGACCGUCCACAAUGAUGCGCCUUGGCUCUUGACCGUGGGAGCUGGCACCGUCGACCGGUCAUUUAUGGCCGGGGUUCAAUUGGAAGAUGUGUAUGCCACCGUGGUGAAUGGCCAGUCGCUCGCCAAUAGGCAGUGGCAGAUGGCAGUUCGACCAGAGGUCGCGCACGAUAUUCUCUACAGCGAAGACGGGGAUCGCGCCAACUGCGUGUACCCAGAAGACGAAUUGCCGGUGCGCGUUCCAGGGCGUUGCGUCGUCUGCCAGGCCGGUGGUGAAAUGAGAGCGACGACCCUCCAAAAGUUGCAGAGCAAUAACGCAUCGGCCAUCGUCAUGGUGGACCGAGAGGAGUUUGGAUGCACCGGAAUGGUUAUGAACAUGCCCCGGGGCAUGGAAAACACGUACACUCCCGUUCUUCAGGUGACGUACAAGGAUGGCGGGGUCUUGGAGUCCCUUGCAUCAUCUUCGCCGCUCCCCAGGGCGGUCAUCGACUUCACCCGCGGCACCGUUGUGGGCGCUACUCAGGCCCCCACGGUGGCCUUCUUCUCGUCCCGUGGCCCAAGCCGGUACCCCGCCAUCCUGAAGCCCGACGUGCUGGCGCCCGGGGUCAACAUCCUGGCAGGGGUACCGCCGGACCAGGAUGGGGUGUACUUUCAGUUCACGUCGGGCACCUCCAUGGCAGUGCCACAUGUCAGCGGCGCAGCCCUUCUCCUGAAGAGCGUGCAUCGGAGCUGGAGUCCGGCCGCAAUAAGGUCGGCGCUCAUGACAACGGCGGACACCGUCGACAAAUCCGGGCGUGGUAUCCUGGACGAGCAGUUAAACCGUGCCGACGCGUACAAAAUGGGAGCUGGGCACAUCAACGUGUCCAGGGCCAUGAACCCUGGGCUCGUGUACGACCUCAACGAGCGGCAGUACGCCGCCCACGUCUGCUCCACGCUCGGCGAGGCCGCACUGCGCGCCGUUUCGCGCAAUGACUCGUGGAGGUGCUCCGAGCUGCCCACCACGCACCCGUCCAACCUCAACUACCCUAGCAUCACGGUCCCGCUGCAACCGAGGAUGGCGUUCUCCAUGGUGAGGACGCUGACGAACGUCGCGCCUCGGCGUCUGGAGACGGCGCCGGAGACAUACACGGCCAAGGUGGUCAUGCCCCCGGAGGUGCGCGUGACCGUCUACCCAAGCACGCUCAGCUUCACCUAUCCAGGGCAGGAGGCCUCGUACCACAUCUUGGUCUCCAGCACCGACACCGUCCCGGUCAAAGGAGCUGUGUACCAGGGCACCGUCGAAUGGUCUUCAAGCGACCACACGGUCACAAGUCCCAUGCUCGCCGUCGUCGGCCUGGGCACCUCUCAGCCGUCCACGCCGUGGAAGCUGAACUGA
Molecule: messenger RNA, 2400 nt
Organism: Setaria italica (foxtail millet)
Lineage: Eukaryota; Viridiplantae; Streptophyta; Magnoliopsida; Poales; Poaceae
Product: subtilisin-like protease SBT4.10
Exons: 2
Coding region: 1-2400 (799 amino acids)
Biological process (GO): proteolysis
Molecular function (GO): serine-type endopeptidase activity
Source: RefSeq, a predicted model, not a curated record